Messenger RNA from Epinephelus lanceolatus (giant grouper), 3923 nucleotides. RefSeq names its product leukemia NUP98 fusion partner 1 (gene lnp1). The record is from RefSeq and is a predicted model, not a curated record. Lineage: Eukaryota; Metazoa; Chordata; Actinopteri; Perciformes; Serranidae.
GAGGAUUCACUUGUGUAAAGACUCAAGCAAAAGCUCUGCUGUUUAUUUUUGGAUCUUCUAAGAAUAACACAACUACAGCCACAGUGCUUAGAACUGCACAGGGAUCUAAAUGAAGUAAGUUACCUUUGCCUUGUGGGACAGUUGUGUAGUAGAGCAGCCAGUCAGUCAGACGCUUAGUAGGUCAGCUCAGCGUUGUCUGUGCCCUCUGCACCACUGGGCUGGGAUCACACUUUCAUCUACUGAGCUGAGACUUGUUGGACACAGAGGCUCCCUGCACAACUCCACCAUGUCUCUCAGGCUGCUGCCUGCUUUCGUUGUGGAUAACGACGACGAUGAUGAUGGUAACUUCACAAAAUGGAUGAGUAGUUACUGGGGUCACGGAGCAGAAGGUGGACACUCCAGGGACAGGAAGCGCAGUUUCAGAAGAGCCACAAAAACACAAGGGGACCGAAGAGCAUCACUCCCAACUGUGUCACAGUUAGACGCCAUGAAGCUGAACAGGCUGCACACAGCAACAUUGGCUCCCAGCCCGAGCCACAUCAAAACCAGGGAGGAGAAGGGGGAGGUGAGGCCCCACCAGAGAGCUCGCCGUGCCUCCUCAGAUGAAAACAGCCGCUCCAAGUCGGGCAUCCCAGAGAACCGCAUCACCACCAUCCCAGAGCUCACAGAGUCAUUCGAGAAGAGACUCUUUCUCCGGGAUAAGAGGACCAUGUCUCUGAUUGAGGACGACAAGUUGUGCCUGAUCUGUCAUGAGGACAUGAAGAAGAACGGAGGAGUUCAAGAGCUGCACUGUACACACCGUUUCCACAAAGAGUGCAUGGAGCAGUGGCUGUGGAAAAAGCAGACGUGUCCCACAUGCCGUGUCCAUGUGUUCAUGCCGAAGCCCCUCUACUGGUCUUCAUCCCGCAUCCAAGUCCCAUAAAGAUCCUGGAUCUGCACCUGCAUGUGACCCACUGACCCGCCCCCAGACCUCCACCAUAACUCACUCCUCCUGCAUGAACUCCCGCUGCUCCUUCAACGACAUGUGAGGGUUUAUUCAAAACAGCACUCAAGGAGCAGACUUAAGAUCAUCCUCUGUGUUUGGAGGGGCCCUGGACGCUAUGUGACAGUUAAGGGUCCCUCAGUAAGAGACAGGACUUGUGAUCUGGUGGCGUCUCACACAGCUUAUUGAUGUAAGACACUUAUUUAAUGUGUGAAUUAGUGCCCGAAUAUGAGAGUUUUGUCUAUAUUUUGUCCAGAGACAUUUUAAACUCUGCACUGAACUUGCAGUUUUAUGAAGCAAAUUCCCUUGAGAUUUGUUAUAUCUUUUAAAAUCUGACUUUUUUUUUCUUCCUUUUUGCACUUUUGCACAUCUGAUUUACCUUAAAGCAAAAAUUUGCCAUUUUUGGAUUUAUUCGCUUUCUUGCCAAGAGUUAGAUGAAAAGAUUGACACAAAUAUCUGUCUGUUAAAUAUGAAGCUACAACAGCCAUUUCAAAUGUUAUCACUCAAUUAAAUGGGCAUUAUUAAUUCUUAUCAGUGCUGUAGGUCAGGAGGUUCCUGCAGUACUGACUAGUAGAUUCAGAAGCCAGUUAUCAGUGCAUUAAAUGCCUGUUGGCAUCAGGAAUAGUUACAUUAGGUUCCACUUUCACUUAAGUUAGCUUUAGGCGCACAUACUACGAGGUUAGCAGUAGAAAAACAUUGGCUUUAAAUGAGCAUGUUACGUGAAAUACGCCAUGUUGUUAAAGGCCAACUGUGCAGGAUUUAGCGGCAUCUAGCAGUGAUGUUGCAAAAGAGGAACUUCUCCGUUUGUCGUUUGCUCCCAUUUGAGAGAAAUAUUGUCCAAAAAUAUGAAUGGUGAACAGAGUCUCACUCCGACCUCGCCACAUAUCGACAUUUGGUCAUGGACUUUCCACAUCCAAAUGCGAUGUGCAAGGUAGCCUGGAUGCGUUGGUUGUUGACGUUCUUGGACACCGUGUCAAGUUCUCUUUUCAAAAUACAUUUCCGUUUUCACUGGAAAUUUAACAUUUACAUACAGUCUCUUUCAAAAUAAAAGCACUACAUCAGUACAACACCGUGAAUUGACAUAUUUUUUCCUUCAACAACACAUGGGUUUGGCUUCACAAUCUUAGAGGAAGUGACCAGACUCCCAGGUGAAAGUUGGUUGUUGUUGAACCCACCCCACACGGAAUUUCGCUGCCUUAAAUUUCUUGUUGUGCCACGUUUCCCCAAAUGCUGCCGUUAAACUGUAAGGGCAACCAGCUGUGUAUCAUGCCGCCGUGAAAAGACGACUUUUUUUCAUCAAUGUCUUACGCCAGAAUUCACUGCCCAAGCUCCGCAUUUCGAUAACUUGAGACGGAGUGGGUUGAAAUGGCCCUAUCUAGAGCCAGUAUUUGAUUUGUCUGCUCUAGAUUACUGCAAAGAGAUGGUGGACUCUGUGGAAGAGGACCUACAUCAUACGUAGAUAUAAACGGCUCAUUCUAAAGUAACAAAAACACAACAACUCUAAUUCGCGUUAAUGAAACUGAAAGUAAAAGCCAAACCCAGAUUCAUUCUCGUUUGGCUUUUCACCUCGCUAUGUUUGCAAUUUUUUGUCACUGUGUCUUUUGGAUGUGUGCUGCUCACAGUCUGGCACUGGGUCACUGCUUUUUUAUAAAGCCCCGCCCUCACCUGAGCACUGCGUGGGUACACGUCUAAAAAGUACAGACAGAGGGCAGAGUCUCUGCAGAUAGAUACACCACCACACACUUCUAGAAAGGCCAUAAGUGAUGAUUGUGAGGAAUCAAUUCUGUGUGAUGUAGUUAUUAUUUUUAGGAAAUUUUGCAUAGUUCAUUCAUUAUCCUGUUAGGGGUCGUGGUGGGGAUGGAGUCUAUCCCAGCUGACAUUAGUUGAGAGGCAGGGUACACCCUGGACAGGUCACCAGACUAUCACAGGGCCGACACAUAGAGACAGACAACCAUUCACACUCACAUUCACACACACACAUUAUAUCACCUGACUUCCUCAGUCACUGCAUAACAUUAACCUCGGCCAUUUAAUGGGCUGAUAACGGCCUCUGAACCUUCUGUAGCAGGAACCUUCCAAACCAUAUCUAUGAUGCUGAUAACCACAAAUAAUGUCCAUUUAACUGAGUGAUAACAUUUGAACCAGGCAGCUACAACUAUCUACUGGCCUGCUGUGUGCAGACAUGAUAUCAUGGUAUCAAUCUUCUCAAUUUAAUCAACUAAUUUGAUUGAAAGCCCAUGGUUAUUGAUUCCCUUUACUAUUGAAAAAUAAAUAUUGAAAAUAAAUUCUUACAACUCAAACUCAUUUUGUUUUCACCUCUCCUUUGUCUGACAAAAACAAAGUUAAUGUUACACUAACUUCCACAGCGUCAUCAGCAUGUUGAGUAUUUGCAUAUUCAAACUAAUUUGGGCAAUAUUUUUUGUGUUUAUGUAUUGUAGACCACAUUAAUGAUAGAACUAAAUCUUGUAUCUGACGAAGGCAUGGACAGGAAAUAAUGCUCACAGCUUCAUGACGAUUAGCUGUGUCAGUCUGAAAGUGAGUAAGAGCAUCUACUGGUUUCAUGCUUGACUUAAUAAUCUUUACUCUGAGGUUAUAAACGUGAACUCCUCCUCCUGAAACAACAAGUCCGUCUAUCAUAUCUCAUUUUCCAUCUUCUCCAUCUUCCUGCCUUAUCUAUUGUUUUGCAUGUGAAAUGUUUUGCAUGUGAAGCCCAGUCGAGUGUCAUCUGUUGAGCAUUCGAGCUUCUCUGUUGUGUAUCUUGCGCUGCCAAAUGAGAGUUAACAGAGCAAGCUAGACGUCCAACAGGAUCGGGCUGCCUGUGUAUAAAUGUAUCUCUACAAACAUGCAUUUACGUAAAUGUGACUUUAUUUCUAGAUACUGACAAAUAGUCGUCUUUCCAUGUAUAUGAUGUUCAUUUAAGUACCAAUAAACCCUUUAAAUC